This is a messenger RNA of Colletotrichum acutatum, 1059 nucleotides long. RefSeq lists its product as uncharacterized. The coding region runs from base 1 to 1059 and encodes 352 amino acids. The record is from RefSeq and is a predicted model, not a curated record. NCBI's taxonomy places the organism in Eukaryota, Fungi, Ascomycota, Sordariomycetes, Glomerellales, Glomerellaceae. The transcript has a single exon.
AUGGAAUACGUAGAUCUAGACAACGUAGGAGGCGAGGGGUUCGUGCCUGUGGAGAAAACUUCCGGUGAAAACCACGAUGCCGCAUCUGAGACCUUGUCUAAGGUAGACGAAGAUUCCAGUAAGCCAUUUCCAGAGCUCAGCGUCGAUCGCCUUGCCCAAUCGUCGUCAAAGAGCGAAGAAGCUGUCGAAGAUGACUAUGGUCUCGAAGACUUUGACGAAGAAGAGAUGGCCCAGCUUCUGGAAGAUACUAAGGACAAGCCUCCGUUCUUCCCUCUGUCAAGCAUCAUACAGAAGAUAGACUGCGAUUCGAGAUCAGCCUCAAGCUUCGACUCCAAAUUGCAGUUUUCCGAGUCUGAUAUGAACACGAGCGAAGCUUCACAUACCGAUCUGACUGAGCCUGAUCUUCUGGAUGAUAAUAUCGACUGGGAUCUUGUGUCAAGAUGCGCAGCAACUGCGGCUGGCGCCUCUCCGGAUUCGGAGGCUAGAAUGAGCAUCAGAGAAAACACCAAAGAAUCAUUGAAAGAGCAUUCGAGCCCGGCACCCUUAGUCAGACCUCCUUUCCCCGACAAAAUGCGAGACCGCUCUGUAGUCGUUGGACUCUCUUCGACGAUUAUGAUGCGCACUUGCUUCAGAAUUGGAGAGCUCCUCAAUACGCAAGCUCAAUGUAGCCGGGAGAAGCAGGAUGUUUUCUUUGAGCUUUUCGCGCGGGUCGUCUACUCCAACCGGGAGAACGUUGCCAGAGUACAACAUGUACAGCUGCGAGAUCUUUUUACCGAUCGGCAGCCAUUUCUCAGCGGCGUAUUCAGGGGCUGGAAGAGUGGUGGGCCUGUGGAUGAUCAGAGCAAGGUAUUCCUAGGACCCAACGAAAAGAACAAGCUGUGUCGAUGUCUUUGCAAGGUAUCAGAAGACAGAAAAGCUGCAAUCGGUCGCUCAGCAACGCUCUUGUCGAUCAGAGAGACAACUUGGGAUGAGGUUCAGUGGGCUAUGAGAAUUGUUGCAAGGGAUGCAACCUCAGACGAGAACAUCGAUAUCGAGGGAAAGAAGUCCUCUGUCAUCUGA